AUGGCUAUUAUGGCAUUGGUUAUGGCGGGUAUCAUGUUAUUCUUACCAAAACUUCAACAGAAUAUGAUGGAUGAGGAGACAAUGAAGGAGAUGAAGGAAGUUGCCGCCAAAGAUGAUGGUAUCACAGGAGGCUUGAUGAGAGCGAUGACUGGUGGUGGACCUACCACAGAGACCUCAGUUAAGAAUACUAAAAAGGAAGGUGGUAAUAGUAGUGGGAAUUCCCGUCGUAAGGGGGGUCAGCAUAAAGGAUAG
Perkinsus marinus ATCC 50983 is the source of this 252-nucleotide messenger RNA. RefSeq lists its product as hypothetical. The record is from RefSeq and is a predicted model, not a curated record. NCBI's taxonomy places the organism in Eukaryota, Perkinsozoa, Perkinsida, Perkinsidae. Bases 1 to 252 code for a protein of 83 amino acids. The transcript is spliced from 3 exons.